GCUUUCUCCGACGAUUACUAUGCUAUUCUCUCUGCUCGGCAUUGCAAACCCUAGCUCUCUUCGCACACUUCCCAUUUUACCCUUCUAAGACUCUCUAAUUUCCCUUCUUCGCCAUCUGAAACUGAACAAAUUCGAUAAUUUGCUAAUAAAUUUCAAGCAUUGCCGUUUCUGAAGAUUUCUCGGGGUUGAAGCAAUGUCCGUCGCUACUAAGCUUCCAUCAUCAGCUAAACCGGCGACCGAACCUCGGGCGAUUCUCGGUCCCGCGGGGAACAGAGUUAGGGUUUCCGAGGAACCGAAGAAGAAAAUCGAUGCUCCGAAGAAGCCGCACAGGCCGAAAUUCCCGGUCUCCGAGGUGCCGCAGUCGGUCGUGCGGAAUAACAUCUCGGUCGACAGUUCAUGCUCGUCAGACUCUUCUUCCAGUGCCUCCUCACUGAAACUGCAAAGUUCUAGAAAGACGGUGAAGCGUAAUGUAGUCAAGCCUGUGAAGGCCAAGGUUGCCCCUGAUUGUGACGACGUUGCCGCUGAGAUCCCUCAGAAAAAGUCGGGACCUUUGAAGAGGUGUGAUUGGAUCACUCCAAAUUCAGACCCACUUUACACUUCAUUCCACGAUGAAGAAUGGGGAGUUCCAGUUCAUGAUGACAAGAAGCUGUUUGAGCUACUUGUCUUUUCCCAAGCAUUAGCCGAACUUAGCUGGCCAGCAAUACUCAGUAAGAGAGACAUAUUCAGGAAGCUUUUUGACAAUUUUGAUCCAUCAUCCGUUGCACAGUUUACUGAGAAGAAGUUACAAUCAUUUAAAGUAAAUGGGAGUUUGUUGCUGUCUGAACCGAAGCUCCAUGCCAUAGUUGAGAAUGCUAAACAGAUCCUUAAGGUUCAGCAAGAGUUUGGUUCCUUUAGCAGGUACUGCUGGUGUUUUGUAAACAACAAGCCAGUUAGGAAUGGGUUCCGUUAUGCACGUCAAGUACCAGUUAAGACACCAAAAGCGGAACUCAUCAGCAAGGAUCUUAUGCGGAGAGGCUUCCGUUGCGUAGGGCCUACUGUCGUUUAUUCGUUCAUGCAAGUGGCAGGGAUUGUUAACGAUCAUAUCGUAGCUUGCUUCAGAUACCAUGAAUGCACUGCAAAUGCCAAAAAUGAUAUGAAACCCAAGAUAGAGGAGAUAGAGGUACUUACUAAAGAUUUAGAAAAGACAUGUUUCUCUUGCUAGUUCAAUGCUUGAGUUACCGAUCACAUAAAUAUUAGCAAUUAAAAAAAACUAGUGAGAGAAGGAAUGAAGGCCCGAUUUUCUGGAACAAUGGUUUAGUAUUGUAGCAUGCUUUCUUCAACUUCACGUCUCGUUUUCUGGACUUCUUCAACUAAGGAAUUCUUCUCCCUUUGUAAAAACCCAAAUGUUGGUGAUCUUUUUAGAGCUUAUGUAACAUGUGAUAUACUUAUACUGGUUUUGUAAUAAAAUUCAGUUCCACAA
Molecule: messenger RNA, 1459 nt
Organism: Rubroshorea leprosula
Lineage: Eukaryota; Viridiplantae; Streptophyta; Magnoliopsida; Malvales; Dipterocarpaceae
Source: the annotation of a GenBank genome assembly